CGCUAACAGGCGGCGCAGCCCCGGUGGCCCCUCUCCACCUCCCGCUCCUGCAGACCCGCGCCCAGGGCGGCCCCCGGCCCGAGCGCGCAGCCGAGCUGAGCCGAGCGGGCGCGGCGGCGGCGCGGGGGUGGGGCUGGAGGAGGAGAGGGAGGGAGCGAGCGAGCAGGAGGAGGUUCCGGGAAGUUCUGGAGUUAUUUGACAGCAGCCGGCGAAGCCGCACAGGACGCGGAGGGCCGCUGCGUGCGCAGGGCAGCUGCUGGAGUCCGGCGCCCGGAGCGCGGGGUGAGGACCGCGAGCGGCCGCUGCGCCCGGCUUCCAGCCGCCGUGCCGCGCGCGUCACCAUGCUGCUCCCGCAGCUCUGCUGGCUGCCCCUGCUCGCCGGGCUGUUCCCGCCGGCGCCCGCGCAGAAGUUCUCGGCGCUCACGUUUUUGCGAGUCGAUCAAGAUAAAGACAAGGACUGCAGCCUGGAUUGUGGGGGCUCCUCACAGAAGCCCCUCUGCGCGUCGGACGGCAGGACCUUCUUGUCUCGCUGCGAGUUUCAGCGCGCCAAAUGCAGAGACCCUCAGCUGGAAAUUGCUUAUCGAGGGAACUGCAGAGACGUGUCCAGGUGUGUGGCCGAGAGGAAGUACACCCAGGAGCAGGCCCGCAAGGAGCUGCAGCAGGUGUUCAUCCCGGAGUGCAACGAUGACGGCACCUACAGCCAGGUGCAGUGUCACAGCUAUACCGGAUACUGCUGGUGCGUCACGCCCAACGGGAGGCCCGUCAGCGGCACGGCCGUGGCCCACAAGACACCCAGGUGCCCGGGUUCCAUAAAUGAAAAGGUACCCCAAAGGGAAGGCACAGGAAAAACAGUCUCCUUGCAAAUCUUUUCCGUUCUGAAUUCAGAUGAUGCCACAGCUCCAGCGUUGGAGACUCAACCUCAAGGAGAUGAAGAAGAUAUCGCAUCACGUUACCCCACACUUUGGACUGAACAAGUUAAAAGUCGGCAGAACAAAACCAAUAAGAAUUCAGUGUCCUCGUGUGACCAGGAGCAGCAGUCGGCCCUGGAAGAGGCGAGGCAGCCCAAGAAUGACAACGUGGUGAUCCCCGAGUGUGCCCACGGCGGCCUCUACAAGCCAGUGCAGUGUCACCCCUCCACCGGCUACUGCUGGUGCGUCCUGGUGGACACUGGACGCCCCAUCCCCGGCACGUCCACCAGGUACGAACAGCCGAAGUGUGAUAACACAGCCAGGGCUCACCCAACCAGAACAAGGGAUUUGUACAAGGGCCGUCAGCUCCAAGGUUGUCCUGGUUCCAAAAAGAAUGAGUUUCUGACGAGCAUUUUGGACGCUCUGUCCACUGACAUGGUCCACGCGGUCUCCGACCCCUCUUCCUCAGGCAGGCCUUCGGAACCCGACCCCAGCCACACGUUAGAGGAGCGUGUGGUCCACUGGUACUUCAAACUACUGGAUAAAAACUCCAGUGGGGAUAUUGGCAAGAAGGAGAUUAAGCCCUUCAAGAGGUUCCUUCGGAAAAAAUCAAAACCCAAAAAAUGUGUGAAGAAGUUUGUCGAAUACUGUGAUGUGAAUAACGACAAAUCCAUCUCCGUGCAAGAGCUGAUGGGCUGCCUCGGGGUGACAAAAGAAGAAGGUAAAGCAAACGCAAAGAAACGCCCUACCCCAAGAGCUAAUGCUGAAAGCACCUCUAAUAGACAGCCAAGGAAGCAAGGAUAGUGGCUCACACAUCCAAGGCGGUCCUAGACAUGUGGGAGACUCCCUCACCAAAAAGCAAUUAAAACAAAACAAAAACAAAAACACAUAGUAUUUGCACUUUGUACUUUAAAUGUAAAUUCACUUUGUAGAAAUGAGAUAUUUAAACAGACUGCUUUAAUCUGUGAAAUGGCAGGGCUGGCUUCAGAAAACUAGUCACAUACAAUGUAUGUGUCCUUUUUUGACCUUGGAAAUCUGUACUUGGUGGAGAUGUGUUUUGAAUGGCUUUAAGCUUAAUUUCUUUAUCCUACACAUGUUGACAUAGUAGAAAUCGUAGCCUCAGGCCCUGCAGCCCCAACCCUGUGCCUUUCUCCCCACCCAGGGCAGUCCCUCCUAGUCACGCCACGAUGACUUCCUUUGCGAUCGGCUGUGCCCGCGGAAGCUUCCAUGGAAGUUUGCAACCGCUGCUGUCCUCAUCAUGCAGCUAACAAGUGCACGGGUUUGUUUGUUUCUUGGGAUUUUGUGUUAGUUUGUUUUGCUUUGCUGUCCAGAGAUCUUGUUCACGCCAUGAGUCACGCAACCACUAAGCCAUCUGAUAACUGGGAGGAAAGCCAUCUUUCCUGGUAGGAAAGACUGUUUUUCCACCUAUCUUGGAUGUGCUGCUUUUCCUUUCCAAGCUUCUGUUUGAGCUUUGCCUCGGCCUCGGAUUAAUCAUGCCACAGAGUGCUAGAGAACUACCCCUGCUGUCCAGAGGCAGUGUAAACAGGCCCACCGUUCAGAGAAGUAGAUUCAGUCCUCGCAUGACCACGCCCGUGCUUGUCUGCCCUGCUUCUUCUCUCACACAUGACCAUUGCCCGUCCUACCCUGGUCCAGUCUGGGGCCUACUGGAAGGUCAGACGAUCACUGAACAAAUUUGGAAUAUCCUCCGUAGAGAAGGCUGAGCCAGCAUGAGCUAUGCGCUGGACGCUGGUCUUGGCAGCCGAGGACAAGUGCCUGCCGGCCCCUAGCUUCCUGCUGUCCCGAUGGCCUCAGGACAUUCGCCCGAGUGGAGCUUGAGAGCAGGGUCAGGAGCUGAAUGCCCACGCUGCGAGCAGCAGGACCGGGCCGUGGGUACAACCAGCGGCCACCAGCAACUGCCCCUUGGCUCGAUGGAGCCACUUGGAGGACGGUCCGAGGGCAGUGUGGGCCAAGUUGUGAUGCUGUUCCAGCUCCAACUUUUGGUUGGAAAAAUAACCUUCAUGGCCCCAAAUUCCCCAACACACAUCAUGUAAAAUGAUCUCUGUGCAUAUGCAUGAAGAUAUUUUAUGAGGCUUCUUACUUAUUUAAACUGUACGAAAGUAAAACCCGAAACUUUGGAGCCACAAAACCAGCUUAAGUGCGUGUCAUCAUUGUUUAAGAAACAGUUAUCCUAAAUUUAUUGAAUAAUCCUUUAUAUUUCUGAACUUUGAAUUUAAUCAUUUUUCUUAGAUUCCAAUAAAAUAUGCUAUCAAAA
Ailuropoda melanoleuca (giant panda) is the source of this 3180-nucleotide messenger RNA. It is a transcript of the gene SMOC2, whose product is annotated as SPARC related modular calcium binding 2. Gene Ontology annotation, biological process: extracellular matrix organization. The record is from RefSeq and is a predicted model, not a curated record. The transcript is spliced from 13 exons. The coding region runs from base 342 to 1712 and encodes 456 amino acids. Gene Ontology annotation, cellular component: basement membrane. Lineage: Eukaryota; Metazoa; Chordata; Mammalia; Carnivora; Ursidae. Gene Ontology annotation, molecular function: protein binding; calcium ion binding; heparin binding.